AUGAAGAUACAAAUUAAGAGAGCCAGGAUGCUGUUUGGCUUUAUAUUGGCUGCUGGAUUCUUGCUCAAUGUGGGAAUGUGCACUGCAGUGCAAUCAGAGCUGAGAGUUACAACAAUAAAGCAAGAGCCAUAUACAAUGUCCAAAGGCUCACAGCUGGAAGGCUUUUGCAUGGAUCUGCUGUCUGAAGUUGCCAAAAAGGUGGGCUUCAAGUACAAAGUUCAGCUGGUGAAAGACAGUUCAUAUGGUCGACAGGACGAGAGUGGGAGCUGGAAUGGGAUGAUCGGAGAGGUGGUGAGAGGGGAGGCAGAUCUCGCAAUUGCUCCACUAACUCUCACUGCAGCUCGGGAGAAAGCGGUGGGGAUGACCAAACCAUUCAUGCAAACAGGAAUCAGCAUCCUGCUGAGGAAGGACAUCUCGGAGGACGCAGGCUUCUUUGAUUUCCUGACCCCCUUUACAGCAGAGACAUGGGUCGGCAUACUCAUUGCCUACCUGGGGACCACUGCUUGCAUCUUUAUAGCUGCCAGACUCAGCCCAUGUGAGUGGAGUCAGCCUCAGAGUGAGCAGAACAGAUUCAGCUUCUUCCACAGCCUGUGGUACACAGCUGGAGCCUUGACGCUGCAAGGUGCUGGUCCUCAUCCCCGAGCUCUUUCAGGACGUGUCAUCUGCUGCAGCUGGUGGUUAUUUACCAUUGUCCUCUUGGCUUGUUAUUUCUCCAACCUCAGCUCCUCUAAGAGCUCCGAGUCCACUCACCUGUCGGUGAAAGGGUUUGAGGACUUGGCCAAUCAAAACACAAUUGAGUUUGGCUGUCUGGCUGGCUCCUCCACACUCGCUUUCUUCAGGAAUUCAAAUAACCCUCUGUACCGCAGAAUCCAUGAACACAUGGAGAGAACUAAGAGUUAUGUGUCAUCUAUGGAUGAAGGGGUUCGGCGUGCGAAAGAGGGCAACUAUGCCUUUAUUGGAGAGUCUGUCUCUCUAGACUUGGCAGUAGCACGCCAUUGUGAACUGGUCAGAGCUCAUGAAGUCAUUGGCAUGAGAGGCUAUAGCAUUGCUGCCGCCCUCGGCUCUCCCGUCAUAAAGAACCUCAGUGUGGCAAUCCUUCAACUGAGCGAGGCAGGAGAGCUGGCAUACCUGAGAAGCAAGUGGUGGGCCAGCAGCUGCAUGGCAGGCAAAGCCAAAUCUCCAGCUGUGCAGCCGCACAGUCUCAAAGGGAUGUUUCUGGUUCUUUCCCUGGGCCUGGGGCUGGGAACACUGCUGGCUGUACUGGAGCUCACGUCCAGGAGCCGCAGCAGUGCAGCAGACCAGAGGAAAUCCUGCUGCACUGUUCUGACUGAGGAGCUUGGUCUGCGCCUGAGGACCAAUGAUGCAACCAGACCUCAAGAAGCUGCAGAUAAAGAUAAAGAAAAGGCAUAG
Scomber japonicus (chub mackerel) is the source of this 1410-nucleotide messenger RNA. RefSeq names its product glutamate receptor U1 (gene grik6). Lineage: Eukaryota; Metazoa; Chordata; Actinopteri; Scombriformes; Scombridae. The record is from RefSeq and is a predicted model, not a curated record. The transcript has 10 exons. Gene Ontology annotation, molecular function: transmitter-gated monoatomic ion channel activity involved in regulation of postsynaptic membrane potential; AMPA glutamate receptor activity. Gene Ontology annotation, biological process: modulation of chemical synaptic transmission; synaptic transmission, glutamatergic; monoatomic ion transport. The coding region runs from base 1 to 1410 and encodes 469 amino acids. Gene Ontology annotation, cellular component: postsynaptic membrane; dendritic spine; AMPA glutamate receptor complex.